This is a messenger RNA of Mangifera indica (mango), 2435 nucleotides long. Its product is annotated as long chain acyl-CoA synthetase 6, peroxisomal-like. Gene Ontology annotation, biological process: fatty acid metabolic process. The coding region runs from base 154 to 2250 and encodes 698 amino acids. The record is from RefSeq and is a predicted model, not a curated record. The transcript is spliced from 23 exons. NCBI's taxonomy places the organism in Eukaryota, Viridiplantae, Streptophyta, Magnoliopsida, Sapindales, Anacardiaceae. Gene Ontology annotation, molecular function: long-chain fatty acid-CoA ligase activity. Gene Ontology annotation, cellular component: endoplasmic reticulum; membrane.
GUUUUAUCUCAGCUGUAUCCACCUUAUAUGGCGUGCCUUUCUCACUUUCCUUUGUCGGCAAUUUCCCGAGAAACAAACUGAAAAUUUAUACCAAGUUACCAACUUCAUUCGGAAAAAAGAAAAAGAGAAAAUAAGGUUAACGUAAUCUUACUUAUGGAUCAUUCAAAUGCCGCUCAACGUCGCAUUAAAGCCGUUCAAGCUCACCUCGUCUCCUCGGUCGAUUCUGUUUCUCAUCUCAGUCUUUAUCCGACCGCCGGAGAGUUCGUCUCCGAGCAGGGGUACAGUGUUGUGCUUCCAGAGAAACUGCACACAGGAAAGUGGAAUGUAUAUAGGUCAGCUCGCUCUCCGUUGAAGCUUGUGAGUAGAUUUUCUGAGCAUCCUGAAAUUGCUACAUUGCACGACAAUUUUGUGCAUGCUGUUGAUACUUUUCGAGACUACAAAUAUUUGGGUAACCGCAUCCGGGUUGAUGGGACAGUUGGAGAGUACAAAUGGAUGACAUAUGGAGAAGCUGGUAAUGCUCGGACAGCUCUAGGUUCUGGUCUCCUUUAUCAUGGAAUUCCAAAGGGAUCUUGCAUUGGAAUUUAUUUCAUCAAUAGACCAGAGUGGCUCAUUGUUGAUCAUGCCUGCUCUGCAUAUUCUUUCAUAUCUGUUCCUUUAUACGAUACUCUUGGUCCAGAUGCAGUAAAGUACAUUGCAAACCAUGCUUCUAUUAAAGCCAUAUUUUGUGUGCCCGAGACAUUGAAUUCUUUGCUGAGCUUCUUGGCUGAGAUCCCAACUGUUAGUCUAGUUGUGGUUGUUGGUGGGAUGGAUGAUCAAAUGCCAUCUCUUCCAUCUUCAACCGGAGUUCAGGUUGUAACAUAUACCAAAUUACUUAGUCAGGGCCGCAGCAACCCUCAGCCUUUUUCUCCACCAAAUUCUGAUGAUGUGGCAACAAUUUGCUACACAAGUGGUACAACUGGGACACCAAAGGGUGCUGUGUUGACCCAUGGAAACUUGAUUGCAAAUGUUGCUGGGGCCACUUUCUCUUACAAAUUCUCCCCCUCUGAUGUGUAUAUAUCCUAUCUUCCUUUGGCGCAUAUUUAUGAACGAGCGAAUCAAAUCAUGAUAGUUUAUUUUGGAGUUUCUGUUGGAUUUUACCAAGGGGACAACAUGAAACUAAUGGAUGAUUUGGCAGCUCUAAGACCCACUAUAUUCUGCAGUGUUCCUCGUCUGUAUAAUAGAAUAUAUGCUGGCAUCACAAAUGCUGUGAAGACAUCUGGCGUGUUAAGGGAGAGGCUGUUUUAUGCAGCAUACAACUCUAAGAAGCAAGCACUAUUGAGUGGUAAGAAUCCAUCUCCCAUGUGGGAUAAAUUGGUAUUCAACAAGAUAAGAGAAAAACUUGGAGGACGAGUUCGUUUUAUGUGUUCAGGUGCUUCACCAUUAUCUCCUGAUGUCAUGGACUUUUUGAAAAUCUGCUUUGGUGGGCGAGUAACUGAAGGAUAUGGAAUGACUGAGACUUCAUGUGCUAUAAGUGCUAUGGAUGAGGGUGACAACCUCACUGGUCAUGUUGGCUCUCCAAGUCCAGCGUGUGAGGUCAAGCUUGUGGACGUCCCAGAGAUGAAUUACACGUCUGAGGAUCAGCCUUAUCCUCGUGGUGAAAUCUGUGUUAGGGGCCCCAUUGUUUUCAAGGGAUAUUAUAAAGAUGAAGUCCAAACGAAAGAAAUUAUUGAUGAAGAUGGAUGGCUUCAUACUGGAGACAUAGGGUUGUGGUUACCUGGAGGUCGUCUAAAGAUUAUUGAUAGGAAGAAGAACAUCUUUAAGCUAGCUCAGGGAGAAUACAUUGCUCCAGAGAAAAUUGAGAAUGCAUAUGCCAAAUGCAAGUUUGUUGCCCAGUGUUUUGUCUACGGUGACAGUCUAAAUUCUUCUGUGGUAGCUGUUGUCUCAGUGGAUCACGAUGUUCUAAAAGGAUGGGCAGCAUCUGAAGGCAUUAAGUACAAAGAUCUAGAGCAGCUGUGCAAUGACCCAAGAACAAAAGCUGCUGUCCUGGCUGACAUGGAUGCUACUGGGAGAGAAGCGCAGCUGAGAGGUUUCGAAUUUGUUAAAGCUUUGACAUUGGUGCAUGAACCGUUCACGCUGGAAAACGGUCUGCUCACUCCUACCUUUAAGAUAAAGAGACCUCAAGCAAAGCAGUACUUUGCGAAAGCAAUAUCAGAUAUGUAUGCACAGCUAGCUACGGCUGAGCCCGAUUCCUCUCUGCGGACAAAAUUGUGAAAUGCGUAAGAAAACAGGGAAAUGUUGAAAUCCAUAUUUAUGUUGGUUUGAAUAUUAUUCUGAUGUUUAUUUAAAUAGUAUAUUGGUUGGAUCGGGGUUAACCUGGACUCCUUUUACCGGUCUAGGUCGACUCAGAUUUGAAAACAUUGGUGAUUGGACUCCACAAAGCAAAUUCUUCUUUUUUA